GGACGUCUUCUUCAGCUCUGACUGCAGCUGGGACGGAAGUGGGGGGGAAGAAGUGCAAGAACGAUAUGUGCUUUUCACGUCAGAGUCUCCAAAAGUCUCCAGUAACUCAAGAAAAAGUUGUUAGGUUUGUCGCUAGUCGCGUUUUUUGUCGGCCAAUCAUCGUCCUGCUGCGCCUCGUGACGUGAGAUUAAAAUUCCCCGCGUGUAACUUUCACUUUCAGUUGACUGAAAGCGGAAGGUGGUGAGCAAUCACAUCGACGAUCCUGGAGAGAAAACACGGUAUAGACUUGUUUAUUUUACAUUGUGGUUAAAUACCUGGAGGCCAGUUUGACCAACAGAAGCUGCUACAGCCGGUGAGACGUUUACUACCCAGGUUUACUGAAGUCGUGUCAGUCCAAAGGUGAAGUCAUGUCAGAUUUACUGAGAAAAAUAGAAGACAUCAACAGGGAUGCAGCCCGUGAACUCGAGAAGCUCUCUGACUCGUCUAUCAAGUCACUGUCUCGAGACGACCUGCGUGACCUGUUUCCUGGAAAUGAUAAAUUCCAAAUGAGACGGUCCAUCUAUGAAAUAAUCCACAAACCGGAGCCCAUUGAUGCGGUCUUUAAAGAGCUGAAAGGAUUCGUCCCACAUGACUCUCUCUGCGCUGCUCAAAAAAAUGACAAGGUCUUGGAUUACCUCCGCAUGCUGAAGGAAAUUAAGGCCCAGGUGGAUAACAUCCAGGGUUUCUUUCAAGCUCACAUUGAAAACCUGGAAGAAUUAAACAAUGCUGAGCCACAAGAGAAACGUGACAAAGACCUCAUGUCAGGCGCAAGUUCUUCCAUACAAUCUGAUCCAAUGGAGUUGGAAGAUAACCAAACUGGUGGCCAAUCACAAAGAGCACAUGGCUUUUCAUCAAGGACAGGAUCCUCAGGCGCCAGUGGUCCAGUUGUGUCCAAAAGUGAUCGAGAUGGCUGCUAUUCACAAGGAACAAGAGGAUCCAGGCGUGGCUUCCCUCUCUCACCACAGCGAGUACAAGUGAUGUACAGGAGUGUUGUCAGCGGUAAAACCUUCAACGCUGAUCUACAGCUGAUGACCAAAGUGGAGCAGCAAUGUCAGGACGGGGUUCAGCUUGUUAAAACUACAUGUGAUCACAAGGUCACCGUCCUCUUCUGCCCAAUCAGUUCACGAGUCGGGGCAGAUGUUGAUGCAGCCAUGAGCGAUAUUGAAGAUGAUGACAAAGAUAUCAUUCUGGUGUUGAUGCACCACAUGCGCGAGCCCAAGCCCACAACCAAUAUAAGAACAUGGAAUGACUACAAACAAGUAGUGUUGUAUGUGCAUGUUUUCUAUCAUGAGACAAAUCAUGGAUUACUCACAUGCCAGCAAAAUAAUGAUGCUGUCCUAAAGAUACAGAGUGAAUUACUGAACUACAGUAUUCCAAGAUUUCAGGCUACCAGUGGAAAUGCCCAGGGUGUGGGAGAUGGAAUGGGGAGUACUGCUAAUAGAGGUGGUAACAACAGUAGUAGUGGUGGUGGUCGUAGUUCGUGGUUCUCUGGUUUAUUGUCUCGUUCAUAGACUAGGCAGUGUUGGUAUUAGAGGGGAUUGUGUAUUUCACAUCCCAAGUAGAACUAUAUGUAAUGGACAGCAUCAAAUGAAAAAACAAAACUGCAACAGUGGACUGAUUUAAACCUUUUUCCUUAUUGCAGAAAAUGCACAUUUAUUCUUCUUGGUAAAACUAAAUCAGCUGCUGAGACAAUCAGCAUUCAUGUCAGUCAUGGAUGUAAAUAGCUAAAUAGAGUUCUCUGUUGAAAUUUAAAUGCUACAUCAUGAAACUUGUGUUUUGGCUAUUUUUGGUGCAAAACCUCUGAAAUGUAAGUCAGACAUUGUCGAUCAUAGGGAUAAAAUGAGGUAUUUAGCAUUUAAGCUGUCAUUGAUUAUACGAUUAUAUGGGAAGUGUUAAAAGUGUGUUAAAAUUGAACCUUGUUUCAAUGAAAUGCUAAUGAAUCAAAUUUGUUAAGAGUGUAAAAUGAAUUGGUGCUUUGUAAUGAGUAUAAGGAAUACUAACAAGCAGUAACAUUGUUGUUUACACACAGCCUUGAUUGUUGUGCUGCUGUUUGAUCUUUAUAUAAUGUCUAACAUUUAAGUUUCUCUAUAUAAUAAGACUUGACUCCACAGAAGUUAUUUAUGAGUGGUAAGGAAUGAUCUUUGUGUAUAUAUUAAGAUAAAAUCACAAUUGCUGUAAAGCAGGAAUGUGCAUGUUAUACUUAAUUGUAAAAUCUUGUUGCAGAUAACAUAUAAGGUGUGAUUAUUAAUAUAUCUAAUACUUUCAAUAAACUGAAAAAAUGGGUGUAAUCA
Messenger RNA from Acanthopagrus latus (yellowfin seabream), 2330 nucleotides. RefSeq lists its product as uncharacterized. The transcript has 10 exons. The record is from RefSeq and is a predicted model, not a curated record. Bases 408 to 1550 code for a protein of 380 amino acids. Lineage: Eukaryota; Metazoa; Chordata; Actinopteri; Spariformes; Sparidae.